Molecule: messenger RNA, 4212 nt
Organism: Triplophysa dalaica
Lineage: Eukaryota; Metazoa; Chordata; Actinopteri; Cypriniformes; Nemacheilidae
Gene: smurf1
Product: SMAD specific E3 ubiquitin protein ligase 1
Exons: 18
Coding region: 227-2422 (731 amino acids)
Biological process (GO): ubiquitin-dependent protein catabolic process; negative regulation of BMP signaling pathway
Molecular function (GO): ubiquitin protein ligase activity; protein binding
Source: RefSeq, a predicted model, not a curated record
CGAACGUGAUGUCAGAACGCCGUCGAGCUAAAAAUGUUAGCCUGUGUUGUUAAGUCUGAAAGCUACGGGGGAUUCGCCAGACGAAAAUAAUACCGUUUCAUCGUCUAGAACCAGAUGCACAACCCACACAUCACCGUAGCGUGUUCUUUUACGUUUUUAUAUACGCUUUAAGCGAGCGUCUUGGGUUUAUCCUGAGAGAAAGUUCGUUGGUUAUUUUGUGGGAGUGAUGUCGAAUCCUGGCACUCGAAGGAACGGGUCAAGCAUCAAAAUCCGACUGACAGUAUUAUGUGCCAAGAACCUGGCAAAGAAAGACUUCUUUCGGUUGCCGGAUCCUUUCGCUAAAGUGGUGGUGGACGGCUCAGGUCAAUGCCACUCUACAGACACGGUCAAAAGCACGUUGGACCCCAAGUGGAAUCAGCAUUAUGACCUGUAUAUUGGGAAGGCAGAUUCCAUCACCAUUAGUGUGUGGAACCAUAAGAAGAUCCAUAAAAAACAAGGGGCGGGUUUCCUAGGCUGUGUGCGACUCCUCUCCAAUGCCAUCAGCAGACUCAAAGACACAGGCUACCAACGUUUAGACUUAUGCAAGUUAAACCCGUCCGACAGUGAUGCUGUACGUGGACAGAUCGUUGUGAGUCUGCAGACCAGAGACAGAAUUGGCAGUGGAGGGCCUGUGGUUGACUGUAGAGGGCUGGUUGAGAAUGAAGGGCCCGUCUUUGAAGACUCGGGGCCCGGCCGGCCUCUCAGCUGUUUCAUGGAGGAGCCCAUGCCCUACACAGAUCCCACAGGGGCUGCCGGUGGUGGGAACUGCCGGGCACUCGAGUCGCCCAGUCAAGAGCAAAGAAUCCAAGCACAACGUACAAGAAACCAGGAUUCAAGAGGACACGCGCACACCCCCCAAAAUCGACCGCAUGGACACCAGUCCCCCGACCUCCCCGAGGGCUACGAACAAAGGACCACAGUGCAGGGCCAGGUCUAUUUUUUGCACACACAGACCGGCGUGAGCACCUGGCACGAUCCCAGAAUACCCCGGGAUUUGAACAGCGUGAGCUGUGAGGAGCUGGGCCCUUUGCCGCCCGGCUGGGAGAUCAGGAGCACUGUGUCAGGAAGAAUAUAUUUUGUCGACCAUAAUAAUAGAACCACACAAUUCACCGACCCGAGGUUACACCACAUCAUGAGCCAGCACACUCAGGUGAAAGAGUCGAGCCAGGCUCUACCGGUGCAGAUGGAGGUCGGUGUGGAGGAGGCUGAUGGAGAGAUACCAGUCCGCUACGAGAGAGAUCUGGUCCAGAAAGUGAAAGUUCUCCGUCAUGAGCUCUCCCUGCAGCAGCCUCAGGCUGGACACUGCCGCAUAGAAGUGUCCCGCGAGGAGAUCUUUGAGGAGUCUUACAGACAGAUCAUGAAAAUGAGACCCAAAGAUCUGAAGAAGCGUCUGAUGGUGAAGUUUCGGGGAGAGGAGGGGCUGGAUUAUGGUGGAGUUGCUAGGGAGUGGCUUUAUCUCCUCUGUCAUGAGAUGUUGAAUCCAUACUACGGGUUGUUCCAGUACUCUACUGAUAACAUCUACACACUACAGAUCAACCCAGACUCAUCCAUCAAUCCUGAUCAUUUGUCUUACUUUCACUUUGUCGGGAGGAUUAUGGGUCUGGCUGUGUUCCAUGGGCACUACAUCAAUGGAGGCUUUACGUUGCCCUUCUACAAACAGCUCCUAGGGAAACCCAUCCAGCUUUGUGACCUUGAGACUGUGGACCCAGAGCUGCACAAGAGCCUUGUGUGGAUUCUAGAGAAUGACAUCAUGUCUGUUCUGGACCACACGUUCUGUGUAGAACAUAAUGCUUUCGGCAAGUUCCUCCAGCACGAGCUUAAACCAAACGGCAAGAACAUCCCAGUCACAGAGGAGAACAAGAAAGAAUAUGUGAGGCUGUAUGUCAACUGGAGGUUCAUGCGUGGCAUUGAGGCCCAGUUCCUCGCCCUUCAGAAGGGCUUCAACGAACUCAUCCCACAGCAUCUGCUCAAGCCUUUUGACAACAAGGAACUUGAGCUCAUCAUUGGUGGUUUGGGGAAGAUCGAUUUGAACGACUGGAAGGCAAACACGCGGCUGAAGCACUGUGUAGCUGACAGUAACAUGGUAAAGUGGUUCUGGCAGGCGGUUGAAUCAUUUGAUGAGGAGAGAAGAGGCCGGCUGCUGCAGUUUGUCACGGGCUCAACGCGUGUCCCUCUACAAGGAUUCAAAGCGUUGCAAGGUUCUACAGGUUCUGCAGGACCAAGACUCUUCACUAUUCAUUUAAUUGAUGCCAACACAGAUAAUCUGCCUAAAGCCCACACGUGCUUCAACCGGAUCGACAUCCCGCCUUACGAGUCAUACGAAAAGCUCCAUGAGAAGCUCCUGACAGCUGUGGAGGAGACGUGUGGCUUUGCAGUGGAGUGAGCGAACAUGCGCCCUGUCCGGCCAGCCAGCAAUGGCAGCAAACCUAUACAACAGCCCCAGCCAUCCUUCUCACCCUCCUCCCCGUCUCCAGGACAGACACACAGACGUUUGCAUCUCCUGCCAGUCUGAAAGCCUGGACUGCAACGGAGGGAAGCAGGAGCUCUCAAAGACUUCAAGACUCCUCACGGCGCGGUCGGGAAUUGUUUUUCGCAUUUCCGUAAUAAGUUACAGAGAAAUCUGAUCAACCUUUUUUUGUUUCUCAGAAAUCCAGUUUGUGUCGUCUUUGUCACUGAAGCGGUGGCUUGAUAGCUAGAGUCCGACUGCUUUACCGCAGUAAACAGAGCUUUACUGAGCCUGUGGUCCACAUGAAAUGAUGUUUCAGUCUAGGUGCAGUGUUGAACCCAAGCAGAGCCUGUGAUAAAUAAACCAGUUUACCUGAAGCAAAAGUGUCUUGAAGGAGAUGGAGACGGGCGGCCUUUUGUCAUGCUCGAUAUGUACGUAGCACCUAUUUUCGUAACGUUCUUUUAACAUCCCGUCAGUAGGAUGGCAUUUCAGUGGUGUCCAUUUCCGUACUCAUCACCGUUCUCGUUGUAGAAAUUUUAACUCGAUUGCUUGAAAUGUUUUAUUGAAAUGUGUUUGUUUUUCUACGAUCAAGAACUUGAUGGCUUAAAUGUGAGUCUUGGGCCUCAUUUGGGAACUGUGAAUGUAACAGUGCCCGUGUGUUACUCUUCAGCUGAAGCACAAAGAUCUUGUGCAGUCUAAAGAUGGACCAUAGCCCUUGGAAAUUCUAGUGUCUGCAUUUUCCAGAGCAAGCCAGUAUUUUCAGAUCCUUUAUCCAGCGAGCAUUCCUCCGUUGUCAAGAAGAGAACUACUUUUUAAUGUUAAACAAGUGGGGUUUUGAUAUGCAGAUUUUGAUGAGUCAACUUGUUUGUUACCUUCUUUCACAACAUUCUGUUUCACAGUGUCCUGCAUCUAACAGACCGAAAGUGGACUAUCCUUGUUAUCUUUCAUAAAAUGACAGAAUGCAAAGAAAACAGUUUGUGAAUGCUGUAAAGAAGCUCUUUUUGUCCUUAAUUUUCAUUGGACCCCCUUAACCCUACUCAUCUCUAUUAGUGUUACCGUUUUCGUAAUGAUGUCUCAUUAACUAUUUUAACUUCUCUUGACAUAUGAGACUCACCUCCGGACUGUUAUUUACAUGUCUCUGUAAUGGAAACCACUGCUUCAAGAAACAUAAUCUAGCACUUUCACCGGCACAUGCACAAUCACCUCUCAUUCAUUAUAGCAUUUGAUGCUCCUCAGCUUCAUUUGCCUGUGGAGCCACAUCUCAUGUUUUAGCAGUUUGCCUCAAGGGGAUCAGGUUUUCCAUGUUUGGUCCAGGUUUUAGUAUAGUAAAAGAUCAGGGAGGCAUAUUGGAUUUCAUAACGCAGUGGCACCAGAAUCAUCCUUCUCAAUGUAAAGAAGAUUGAGCCAACCUCAGUGUUUCUUCAACCACUUUUGAUUUCUUUUUUUAACCAAUUAUUUAUUACCAUGUAAUGUCUUUUUUAAGUAUUGCUGCUAUGACCAUAAUUCCCUAGUUUUCCGAGAAGGCUGAGUUCUUGUGAAAGCUGUACACUAAUCUCCUUUAUUUUAUGUAUGAUUCAAAGUAUUUAAACCUGCUGCUGAUUCUAAAGGGGCUCACGGGGGCGGGGACACCUGACCCUUGACCCGGAUGGAGUUGGCAUGUGAUGUAGGCUGGGCCCCGGUGGUCAUGUUCAUAUUUGUGAUAUAUGCAAUAAAAUCCAUCACAUUUA